Messenger RNA from Coccidioides posadasii C735 delta SOWgp, 2467 nucleotides. RefSeq lists its product as uncharacterized. The record is from RefSeq and is a predicted model, not a curated record. Gene Ontology annotation, molecular function: myosin binding. Gene Ontology annotation, cellular component: plasma membrane. Gene Ontology annotation, biological process: cell-cell adhesion. NCBI's taxonomy places the organism in Eukaryota, Fungi, Ascomycota, Eurotiomycetes, Onygenales, Onygenaceae.
AAUGAAUUUAACCGCUUGCUUGUGAAUUCACCGCUCAACUUCAAGAGCGGAGAAAUCACGCUCAAUUCUUAUUUAGUCCCCAUCUUGACUCUGUAAAUACCGCUUCAUCCUAUCCAAUAUGUCAGCCCGCGGACCUCUUGCCAGUUUCCCAAUGAUCUGUGUCUGAACUUGUGUUCCACCCUGAGACCCUCAACCCCCUGAAGACGAACAAAUGAGAUGACCAUCGGUUAUGGAGACCUUUGUCCAUGAGGAUUCGCCACUGGCCGAUUAUCUCGAAGGUUCGGGUGAAGCGCGGUCGGAUUGGGAUCCCCAGGAUAUAACAUCGCCGUCGCAGGAGCCCCUUGACACUUUUCCUCGAAACUUCGCACCGACAGGAGGCACGAAACUCCAAGACCGAAUACGGAGCAAACUUCCGGCCCCUUUGCGCUUGAAACAUUCGAACAAACGGGAGGCUUUGGCAAGAGUUCAGGAGGCCUGUGUUGCCGCUCUAAGCGCAGGGAUCGGGAAGAGCGAUAAUGAGAGGUUUCUUGAGCAGUUCGGAUAUAUUGUCGUCGCCUCGCAGCUCCUCAAUGAACCAACCCCACCAUCAUACAGCUCGAUAACAGGAGCAGUGACGCAGAGUGCAAAAAGCACCGAAGGACACCCUACCUCUCAGCCCGUCGUGUUCGACCUCUAUGGUGCCGUAUUCUCUGCCCUCGCCUCAUUCUCUGUCGUUUGGCUUUUCCAUGCGACCCGCCCCCGCCAUGGCACAGGAUGGAAUAUUAAGAGAAUUUUCGUAUUUGCUUUCUUUUUUGCAGCAGUUGCUGUAGCGUUUUACAUAUUUGCUAGGCGGCAAUGGCUAAAAUACAUCCGGCAUGAGGCGCUCAACGUCGCAACGGUCCUUGUUGGGAAUUCCCAAAAUUUUGACUCCGUGGUGGCUGCCUCGGUUCUAUUGAUCCAGGAAGUUGAGCUCGUAUCUCGAGGAUACCGACUAAGUACCCCCAUGCCACCAGUAACCCGUUUAGAAGACCAAACCCAGGCCCGACGGUGCCUCAAACUGCGCCGCGUUCUGUCCAAAUAUAUGAGCGAGUUGUUGGGACAAUAUCUCGUGGCGAAAAAGAAACUGCGACUGUAUGCUGAUGAUACUAACUUAGGAAAGUAUUACGAUAUCUACGAUUUUUCUCCAGAGGAAUUGGACGAAGCAGAGUUAUGUCUGACGGACUCUAGCCCUGAGGAAAAAGCAUCCUUGAGGUCGCUCCGGAUUCUGUUUACCCGCCUCUAUGCAGUUAGAAAGAGCAUGCUAUGUUGUUUGCUUGCGCUGCCAGCAGAUGGCACACGACUGGACGCUAAGAGAUGGAGUGUUGCCGUUGAAGAAAUGCAACACCUUUCCGCCUCUAGCGGCAUCUAUAUCCAGAGGCUAACAGAUAUUCUCCAUGAACAAGACUGUGACGUUAUGGAAACCUCGCCGAGGCUCAAGCUUACGCCUGCUACCAGAGAGCGGCAUCGCGCUCAAUUUCGGCGACUCAAUUCCUUAUCGCAGGGGAUACGAAGCCUCCAUGCUAAGAUGCAUCUCAUCCGUGAAGAGUCGAAUGCUUGCCUUGAAAAAAGUGGCGAGGAUUCCGAGCUUAAUACUACGCUCAUUUCUCAAUAUGAGUCAAUUGGAGCAGACCUGAGAGGCCUACUACAAGAAUGGGAAGCAGGAAAAUCAACUUUGCUAGCAAAUAUUGAACGUCCUGAACGGCUCUCACGUCCAUCGAGUUUAUUGAAAUCUCCUGCGUCCCCCACCUUCAGUCUUGGUGGCGCCACUGCUGUUGACGGCAGUCCCGCUGCUGCACUUCGUGCACUGAAUGGUGAAGAUUUAAGCCUUCCAAGUCCUGACCAUAAUAUGGACGACGAAGAGGUAUUCGAAGCUGUGGCUCUUCCACGAAAACGAAGCUCGAUGACCAGAGAAGAGAGAAUAGCGCGAGUGAAAGAAGAUCGGGCUAAGCAAGCUGCUGCUAGAGAUCGUGCAGAUGCAAAUACGCGCAUGCUUAGAGAACUGGAGACCGUGAUUAAACUUCGACCUCGAGGUAGAGGUGGGACGAGGGUCACCAGCAUAUAACAGCUAUUAACUUCCUACCCUGUGUAUCUUCCCUCUCUCCUGAUCAUUCGAAUAUCUUUUUCACUAUCUUGAUAUUAUUCAACCAUUGUCUAUGCAUAUAAAUUUCCCUAUUAUACCAAGUUUUCACGGUCCCUUUGAGGAAAGGUUUCUUUUUGUUUGAUUUCAGGGUGCAGUCGGCGUCAAAGUCUUGUCGGCUCCAAUUACGUGCACGACAUGCUUUAGAGACCAAUCACGGCAGAGAUGGGGAAAGGACAGAACCCAUACGUUAACUCUGUUCUUUGCCGACUUGAGUUUCUGUGGCACAUUCUAAGUCUUGUAAUAUGAGUAGACAUGCUUUAUUGUAUCAUUGCAUGUAAAGAUAUUGAGAAGGAGGCUGCACAAUCCUGG